Schizosaccharomyces octosporus yFS286 is the source of this 2769-nucleotide messenger RNA. RefSeq lists its product as uncharacterized. Lineage: Eukaryota; Fungi; Ascomycota; Schizosaccharomycetes; Schizosaccharomycetales; Schizosaccharomycetaceae. The record is from RefSeq and is a predicted model, not a curated record. Bases 1 to 2769 code for a protein of 922 amino acids. The transcript has a single exon.
AUGAUCCGUAAUCCAAUGGAGGAAGUUAAAAAAAAGGAAACCGCGAACAACGGGAAUGGUGGGCUACGCCGCCAUAUCUCUGGUAGAUGGAUAUCUAAUGUUCCUAGUUAUGAAGGAAAUGAAUGGAGUAGCGAAGAAUCAGAGCCAGAAGAGAAUGAAAGCAAUCCUACCAGCACUGAUUCAGUCGCGAAUUUGAAAUCUAACGAGAUAACUAAACAUGAGCUUGAAGAUCAGAUUUCGGAGGUUUCGGAGGAAGACGAAGAGAAUGAAUCUGAUGCUGACACGUCUGACAAUGAUUAUGAAUUUGACGAAUCUUCGACCUUCAUAUAUCGCAAAGAAGCAUCUGGUAGCCAAGAAACUCUGGCUACAAAACAUGUUACAGCUGAUGAAAGUGCAAAAAUGUGGGCUGAAAAGCGCAGAUUGUUGCUACAGCGACUAGGGAAGAACCCAGAUUCUAAACCAGCUGAUUAUACAGCAACGUACAUGUCUGCAAACGUCAAACCGCGUGCAUCACCUUUAGCUGAUAACGGAAAGUUCGAAAGAGGAAUGACCACUGCUCCACUUAGGAGUGUAAGCGAUGCGACAUCAACCAUAUCAAAUGUGCCUUCUCGUAACCGAAAUGAAUCAUUCAAUGAUGAACGUGAAAAUGAAGAUAUUACCCAUAACGUACUUAAAGACUCAAAACAGCUUUCACCUUUUACUCCACAAGAUACCAACAAGACACGCCCUUCACGUCCUUCAUCGAAUUUUUAUCCACCUACGGAAAACAGUACUGACGAACCCCUGCAGGAUGAAACUGUUCUUCGUGAACAGUCUUUUGAAAAGCCUUUGCAUACUGCCAAUUCGUCCCAAGCAGAUAUAUAUUAUGAAAACCCUUAUUCUACUAGCUUCAACCAACAAAGACCUAUUGAACAAACAGAAUAUCACGAUUCAAAAUCAUUCAUUGGUGAAAAGGGAGGUGAAGAGACAUCCAGAGAUUUUAAGCAUCCUCAUGAUGCACCUUCAAUUUUGCAUAGCACAGAAAAUGAAUCCACUCAAUAUUUAGACUCGGAGAAUGAUGAUAACCCUUAUAUUUUGUCUCCGAUGAAGAUUGAUGAAACUCGAAAUUACACACAAGUUUUGAACAACUCUGAAGUUGAGAAGUCAGAAAACCCGGCGGUUGAGACUUCAAAUUCCAUAUUAGGAUCUCCAGCGCCCAAAACUUUUGAAGAAAAGUUUUUCCAGAAGGAAGAUGAUCUAAAUGUUCCAUUAGUUGAGUCUCCUGAACAAAGUUACGUGGCUUUGAAUGAAGCUGACGAAACUUCCGUGCAUUCUAAUGCGAAUAUCACAUCUGCUCGAUCAUCUGAGUAUGAUGAUACUCAAAGUAAGCAGAAUAAUAGAGCAAGUAAUUCUGAGUCUCCAUUUUUGUAUUCUCCUCAUAAAUCGGGAGAGAGUGGGUUUAAGAACGACGCAGCCUCAACUUCAGAUCUUGAGAAUAUUUCACAAGAUGCGGCUGCUUCUUCCGAAGAAGAAAUGAAGUCUACUCAUUCAAAAAGUUUAGAGAGUUCAGAUGGUGCUAACUCACUUCUCACUAAGGAUGAUGCAAUUGAUCCUCCUCUUAAUCAUCCUCUGUAUACACUAGUUGGAAAGACUGAAAGUAAUUCUAAUGUUUUUAAGUCAAAUGCAGAAAAAACUGUCUCAGGCCUAAAAAUUCAUGAAAAUGGUAAUCUUCCUUUAACGGAGAAGAAAGCCUCCGUAUUUAAUGCUGGUUCGCUUUCUGAGACUAUGUCGAUAAAUUCGAAGGCAUCCAGGUUACCGGAAAAUGAAUCAAACGAAAAUGAUGAGAAUUUGGAAAAUCUGUAUAGCUAUUUGUCUGAUGAGACUGAUCAGAAUGUUUCGAAACUAAACGCUAACGACCCAUUUUGGUCUGAGGGAUUACAAGAUGAUUCACAAGGCGUAAAGGCUAUUGAAAGUACGGAUUCGCUCCAUGAUCAUUUACCAACCAUUAGUGAGGGUGGUGCUAGAAAAACUAUUUCUGAAUCUGCUAGUUCAGUUGCUGAGAACGUAGACAGCAAAGAUACUACCUUGCCUUUGCCUGAUGUCUCUGAAGGUAGCCGACGAACUUCAAUUAAUAAAGAAGAAUUAGAGAGAGCAGCUUUAACGAGAGGUUCACUACCAUCAAUUCCUGGCAAAACCAAUGACCAAAAAUCAGCUGAACCAUCCACCGUUGAUAGCCCAAGAAACAGUGCGGUCUUUGUAUCUAAAGCGUCUGAGUUGAAGAAGCCUGAAACUGAAGAAAAGCCUAGCAAAAUAACGCAAGACAAAAGUCCCCUUUACUUCGCUUCCUUUGAAGCAUUCGUUAAAAGUCCUUUGAUAUCCAUUAAGGAAGUGAAUAAUUUAGGAUCUACAGACCACAGAUGUAAUUUUUACAAUCGCAAGAUUGAGGAGCUACGAAACUAUGAUUCGGGUUUAGAUAGUUGGAUUGCAUCUUCUCAAGAGAAUAAAGAGGACGUAUCUUCCUCUAAGACUUUUUCUAGACCUGUUCAAAUGGAUUACAAUAAAAAAUAUCCCAUUCGUGCUCCUAGUCCGGCCAAGUCUUCAGGAUCCAUGAAGCAUAAUAUAGCAGCGGAAGCUAGAAAGAAGUCUAAAUCCGCUGCUAAUGAUUUCCUACAAAUUUUUAAGAAAAAAGGGAAAGCUGGCACAGAUAACACAUCGAAAGAUUCAAAAGAUUUAAAAGACGUAAAAGGCAAAAAGAAGUUUUUCGGCAAGAAAAUCGGAUUUAAAUCUUGA